UAAAUUGGUAUCUCGCAUUGAAGUGCCUUGCGCGUUUAGUUUUAGAAUUACAAGCCAGUAGAAAACGGAUAAAGACUCUGCAGAGUACGGAAAGAACACUGUUCAAUUCAAUCUCUUGACAGGUGCAGCAAGAUGGGGAAGCACAACAGCAAGAUGAGCCCAGAGGUGCUGGAGGACUUGACCAAGAGCACAGAGUUCAAUGAGGUGGAGCUCAAGCAGUGGUACAAAGGCUUCCUGAAGGACUGCCCCAGUGGUAUCCUGAACUUGGACGAAUUCCAACAGCUCUAUGUCAAAUUCUUUCCUUACGGUGAUGCCUCUAAGUUUGCCCAGCAUGCCUUCCGGACCUUUGACAAGAACGGGGAUGGCACCAUUGACUUCCGGGAAUUCAUUUGCGCCCUGUCCAUCACCUCACGGGGGAGUUUUGAGCAGAAACUCAAUUGGGCUUUCAACAUGUAUGACCUGGAUGGAGAUGGAAAGAUCACACGCAUGGAGAUGCUAGAGAUCAUUGAGGCAAUAUACAAGAUGGUGGGUACAGUGAUCAUGAUGCGGAUGAAUGAGGAUGGACUAACUCCACAACAGCGUGUGGACAAGAUCUUCAGCAAGAUGGACAAAGACCACAAUGAUGAGAUCACCCUGGAGGAGUUCAAAGAGGCCGCCAAGAGUGACCCAUCUAUUGUACUCCUAUUGCAGUGUGACAUGCAAAAGUAAGAAGGGAGAGAGGGGACAGAGAGGGAAAGAUGGAGAAAGGGAAUUAGAAAAGAGAGUGAGACUGUGUGUGUAAGUUAAACCGGAGAGAAAAAUGGAGAGGUGGAGGGAUGGAGAGAUGUAGAUUGGGUGGAGAGACAUUGUACAGAAAAGUGAAGAUAUGGAGAAAUAAAAAAAAUAGUGCUAAAAAGAGCAAAAAAGAGGGAGGGUUAAGGAGAAAAGAUGGAAAAUAUGACGUGGUGUGUGUGUGUGCGUGUGUGUGUGCGUGUGUGUGUAUGCCUAUGUUGCUUUUUGAUGUAAUGCCCUCUCACCCUCUUUUAGCUGAUUAAUAUAUUUGAGUAGGCUGGUCAUGUUCCCCCUGCCCCUCUCUCCCAACUAUAAGGACAUCAACUUAAGGCCAUUGUACAAUGAGUCUGUAUUGUUCGUCCGAAAUUGUUGCACUGUUGAAAAAAUCUCAUGUUUUGUCACAUUUGAACCCUGACUGAAUGAGGUUACUGCAGCUGUUUUUUUUUAAAAAUAUUAUUAU
Sardina pilchardus (European sardine) is the source of this 1231-nucleotide messenger RNA. RefSeq names its product hippocalcin like 4 (gene hpcal4). Gene Ontology annotation, molecular function: calcium ion binding. The transcript has 4 exons. The coding region runs from base 133 to 708 and encodes 191 amino acids. NCBI's taxonomy places the organism in Eukaryota, Metazoa, Chordata, Actinopteri, Clupeiformes, Clupeidae. The record is from RefSeq and is a predicted model, not a curated record.